AUGACUCGUUAUUUCUGCUGUGGAAACUACUUCCCAGGCUAUCCUUGCUAUGGAACCAACUUCCAUGGCACCUACAGAGCCACCCCCCUGAACUGUGUCGUGCCUCUGGGUUCUCCCCUGAACCACGGCUGUGGAACCAUCUACAGCUCCCGCAACUACUGUUACGGUGGUGUUAGUAACUUCCAAAAUCCAGGCUGUUGCUAUGGCAGCAGCUUCUACAGGCCAUGGGGCUCUGGCUCUGGCUUCGGCUACAGCACCUACUGAUGGCCCAAUGGCUCUGAUGACUACAGGACCCUCAACCAGUUAAUCUUCACGAGGAACAACCUGAGAAAAAUGUCUGUCAUCCAGCCAACCGUGUGCUUGGACGGUAGACAGCUUACAGUGGUAUAGCUCUUUGGUGAUGCCGAACAGGAUGCCAGUGCUGCGCCGAAACUCAUCUGCAGCUAAGGAAAGCCAGACACACAGCUUUUUAAGAAGAGACUGAAAUCUGGCAGUGCAGGAGGUCGCUCACUUCCCAGGUUCUCCCAUAUUCAACGGCAUCAGCAUAAGCGCGUUUCUAAUUGGACUGUGUGCGCAGGGUCUUACUGUCAGUCUCCCAAUAAAUCUGUUUCGUUCAGCAUGCA
Mesocricetus auratus (golden hamster) is the source of this 623-nucleotide messenger RNA. Its product is annotated as keratin-associated protein 7-1. Bases 1 to 264 code for a protein of 87 amino acids. Lineage: Eukaryota; Metazoa; Chordata; Mammalia; Rodentia; Cricetidae. The record is from RefSeq and is a predicted model, not a curated record. The transcript has a single exon.